UUUCAUUUUAGUUUUACUUUAUAAAUCAUGAUCAUCAUAUAUUGGACCAUGUGGUUUACAGAUACCAUAUAUAUGUAAUACUAUUUGGUAACUUUGCUCAUUCUAUUUUAGCGAUUAGACAAACCAUCUUGCAGAUCGAUCUGAAAGAGCUAGCUAGCUAGAAGGCCCCUUUUAUAAGCUUGAAAAUAGGCGCUGUAAAUCAAUUCAAAUAGAUAGGGGAGUUCCCAAGCAAGCCCUUUCUCGCCCUUUCUAAUGUCCUAGGCGAAGGGUUCCAAGGGUUGGGUUGUUCGCCCAUUAAAGCGGUACGUGAGCUGGGUUCAGCAGAUCAAGAACAUGGACUUUGAACGCAAUAAUCUUAGACGACGACUAAUGCCGCCAAUUGAAGAUAGAUUGAGCAGCUUGCCGGAUGAACUUAUUCAACAUAUCUUCUCUUUUAUUGACACUAAAUUUGUUGUUCAAACAUGUUUGUUGUUUCCAAGAUGGAACAUUCUCUGGAGAUCCAUGCCAUAUCUCACUUUUACAAGUCAUGAAUUUGAUUCUUUACAUAGCUUUUCUAAAUUCGUGACCAAUGUUCUGUCUCGUCGUGACCAUCAGAUAGACGUGUUUUUGGUAAAAUUAAGUUUCAACAGGGCAGCUAGUCAGCCUUUUGUGAGUCUAAUUGCACGUUAUGCAUUUUCUCACAAUGUCCAACAACUAACUGUCAUUAGUAGCCCCAUGAAUAACCAACGGCUUCCUCUUUGCCUCUUUAAGGGCUCCAAGUCACUUAAACAUUUCACCUUUAGAAGUACUGAUUAUUCUGCAUAUUCCUCUACACUGGCCGAAACACCAUGGGAUUUUUCAGUUUUAAUUAGUUUGAAUCUCAGUAAUGUUUCAUGGUGGCCGAAUGACAAACAGUCUAAUGAUCUUUUCUCCAAGUGUGUCAACUUAAAGGACCUCACUUUGAAUAAUUUCAGAUAUAGUGGUGGCAAUGCGGUAUUUGACAUCAUAACCCCUCGACUUGAAAAUCUCAUGCUUAUUAAGUGCUCGUUUGGCUGGCUAGUUGACGUCGUCAAUGUGAUUGCACCUCAAAUCAAGAAUCUCAUUGUAAUCAAUUGUCGAAUCCAGGGCUUGAAUAUUGCACCUUCACAAAUUUCAAACUUUUGCUUCAAAAAUAAACAUCCUCUGCAGUUGCCAAAAGAUUGUUUUCAUUCUCUCAAUAAAGUGACUCUGUCUUUAAAUUUAAGUCGUUCAAACAUGCUGUAUAACGAGGAAGAGUCACGUGCCACUAUUAACAUGCUUCAGGAGCUCCACAGUGCCAGAUUUCUUACUGUUAACUUGGACAUUGUUGAGUGUCUCUCCUCAUUUCCGGAUCUAGUUGCGCAGCAUCCUUCACCUUUUAUCAACUUAAUUUGCUUAAAUAUAGACUCCAGCAGAGAGGAAGCAUAUAAAGUAAAACUAUCAGCUGAAGCUCUAAACUACCUGCUUAAGAACUCUCCGAAUGCCACAUUCAUCAACGACUUACCCGAGGAACCAUUUACAAAAGAAAUGAUAGAGAAAGAGGCUUCAGAGAAGAAAGCCAAACUGAUUACAGAAAUUAAGACUCGAAUGAAGGAACUGCAAAACUCCGUAAAGCAGGAAAUUAUGCAACAUAUUAAGAGAAAUCUUGACAAGGAACAUACCAAAGCAUUGUUUGGGAACCUUGUGGCAAACCUACUACAGGUAUUGACCAUGAAAAAAAUGAUGCAAUCAGAUUCCAAUCAAAUUGAGGCAGAACUGGCUCGACUGACACAGAGAAUCCAGGCCUGUGUAGGGAGGCUGCAGGAUUUGUAUCAGCAAGUUUACAAGAAUUUUGAAGCGAUUCAUUCAAAGGAGAUGCAGAUCAUAUCGUUAUUGAGAAACUUGCCUACUUCACAGAGAAUCAAAUACUCUCAGCAACUUAAAGUAACAGAAAUACUGGAUGCCCGUCUACUCUCAACGCUUGAAGAUGUAUGUUCCUGUAAAAAAAAGAUUGUUGAUGUUUAUAAAGAACAUGUGUCUCAUAACAUCUCAACAUUUCAAGAUAUUUCCAGGGUUGCUGAAGAUUGGGCGAAGAGAUCGAGUUCACACAAUAUUUCAUGAAAAUUUACAGUAUAUAGAGUUAUGAUCAGUAGGAAUUGGAUUUCAUUUGAUCUAUUACCAGUACCUUUUUAGCAAAAGUUUACUAGUUAUGUUCUUGAACCUUUUUUAUCUAUUAUUUUUUCAGUGAGAA
Messenger RNA from Erigeron canadensis, 2227 nucleotides. Its product is annotated as putative F-box/LRR-repeat protein At5g02930. The coding region runs from base 334 to 2097 and encodes 587 amino acids. Gene Ontology annotation, molecular function: protein binding. The record is from RefSeq and is a predicted model, not a curated record. NCBI's taxonomy places the organism in Eukaryota, Viridiplantae, Streptophyta, Magnoliopsida, Asterales, Asteraceae. The transcript has 4 exons.